Ilex paraguariensis (yerba mate) is the source of this 744-nucleotide messenger RNA. The record is from the annotation of a GenBank genome assembly. NCBI's taxonomy places the organism in Eukaryota, Viridiplantae, Streptophyta, Magnoliopsida, Aquifoliales, Aquifoliaceae.
AUGGGUGCAGCGCAGGCGAUGAAGAGAAUACCCCGCAUCAAAUUUCCUCAGAGACAUCCAAAACCCUCUGGUUCCACAUCUCAGCAUCACGUGGGUAAUGAUGCUCCUCAAUCUUUUUUCUCAAGGUCUACCUCAUCCAACAUGACUGUGGGAGGAAAAGCUUCGCUUCAGCCCAAAAGGACACCAGUGUCUCAAGAGGAGAUUGACGCAAUUUUGUAUGGUGGGUGUCUCUAACUUUUAAUGGAGCCCUGUGGGUGAGGAAGCCAUUCAACAAUUCUUUAGGUUUCAAUUUCAUCUUGGGCAAAGUUACAAGCCCACUUUCUAGAAAAAGAUGUAUUGUUCAGAGAUUAUGACGGGAUGAUCAACAGUUGAGGAGUUUAAUUAUUUGACUAAAACACAGAUAGGGAGAUGAAGGACUGCAUAAGAUCGAUCAUCCUGGAAAUGCUUGACCAGAGAUUUGUUUUCCUCCAUUUGAGAAAUUUCUUGAUUUCCCGUAAGUUGUAUUGAAGAUGCCUGGAGUUGUAAUACUAUGUUCUAAACUGGGAUUGCGUGAUUAGAAGGUGUGCUUAUAUCACUAGGAUUCAACCCAAAACUUUGGUGGCUGGGAAAAAAUCAGUAGAUUGGUGUGAUUGGGUGGGUCGUGUGUUGGAUCAAAAUUGGCAAAUCUUGCUUAGAAUGGUGACCUUAUAUUGUGCAGUCGGAUAGUCACAAAAUCACAGUUACGCUGAUUCAACAAUAUGGAUC